UCUGGACUACAGCGCUGGAGCUUCAGCUGUAAUUGGAAUGAGUAAUAGCGCUACUGAAAUAUCACUUUAUACGCGGCUCACCUCGGAACUGGUCGUGCACGUGAGUGCUCCAAACUGAACUUUUGACACUGAAUAGUGAUGGGCAGGUGCUGAUAUUCUUGCGAACAAUUCCAAAACAUUGAAGUCCAUCUUUCUGAGAUUCUUAAACGCCAAGUUUGUGGAUUAUGUAUGAAGAUAGCUGAGUCGUGUUCCGCCUAGAAUCUGUAUUGGCAUCUCCUUAUCACCGUGGGCAUUGUAUGUAGGUUCUGAAGAUGUGGCACUGGAUUCUGGUGGUUGCUGUGUUGCUGUCUCACCCACACAGUUCUGCAGCUCAAGGCCAAUGUAAUAAUGUUGGUGCAGCGGAUAUUGUUUUCCUGGUGGAUGGGUCAUCCAGUAUUGGGCGUGCUAACUUUGUGUUGGUGAAGACUUUCAUGGCACGGAUUGUCAAACCCUUUGCUAGGGCAGUGGGACCCUCUGGCAUCCGCUUUGGAGCUGUGCAGUACAGUGACAUAGCAAGGGAGGAGUUUACCUUCACUACAUACGCAACUGGUACAGAGCUGGUGAAUGCUGUAGAAAACCUCAACUAUAAAGGUGGCAACACCCGCACUGGAGCUGGCCUGAAGUACAUAGCAGAUAACUUCUUCAGCCCAAGCAUCAUCAGAGAUGUGCCCAAUAUUGUUAUUCUCAUCACAGAUGGGAAAUCUCAGGACAAUGUUCAGGACCCAGCUCAGAAACUACGCAGCCUAGGAGUCCGAAUAUUUGCAGUGGGUAUAAAGAGUGCAGAUCAGAAUGAGUUAAAGCUCAUUGCUUCACCUCCUCAUAGUGAAUUCACCUCUUUCACUGGGAACUUUAGGGGCCUCAGCUCUCUACUGCCCCUAGUGUCUCCACGUGUAUGUGCUGCAUCUGGAGGCUCCUAUUCGGCCGAUGGUGACUUCAGUAGGCCAUCUAACUUAGAGUUUUCAGAUGAGACCACUAAUUCAUUCAGGUUUCGGUGGAUACCUGUUGGUGGCCCUGUAAUUAGCUAUGUAGUUCAGUACACUCCUCUUUCUGGUUUGGGUCAGCCACUCACAGCAGAACUGCGCCAGGAGACAGUGCCAGCCAGUCAGCAGACAUAUGUGGCAAAGGACCUGCACUCAAGCACAGAUUACUUGGUCUCAGUUAUUCCCCAGUAUCCCAACAGUGUGGGAGAGGCCUUGUCUGCCAAGACUCGCACCAGGUCUCUGCCGGGUGUGGCAACCUUGCGUCUGGUGCAGGCUGGGUUCUUCAGCUUGGCUCUGGCAUGGGAUGCACCCUCCAGGCCCUUACAGGGCUACAGAAUAACAUACGGACCCAGAGGCCAUCUUGCUAAUCUACAGGAGCAGACGUUUGGGGCGAAGUCCACUUCAGUGACGUUGGAUGGUUUGGAAGCAGACACAGAAUAUAUUAUCAGCCUGUACCCACUCUUUCCUCGUAACAGUGUUACACCUACUACGCUUACUGCCCGCACAUUACGUUUAGAGGGAGUGCAACAGCUCUCUGUCAGCACUGUGUCAAACAGCAGUGUUCAAGUGCGCUGGAGAGGACUCAGUGGUGCCAGAGGGUAUAGGCUUGUCUGGGGACCAUUCAAAGGGCGGGAUGUGGAGACCAUAGAGCUUAGAGGGGACAGUCAGGCCCAUACUCUUGUCAACGUGCAGCCAGACACAGAAUACAUCGUUACAGUCAUUGCUCUGUAUAAUGGAGAAGCAGAGGGGCCAGCUGCAUCAGUACGCUUUAAGAUAGAGCGUUCAGAGCAACAGGUUUUGAAAGCCACCGCUACAGGUCCCACCGGGAUCAAACUGACCUGGAACCUGCUACAAGCAGCCAGGGGCUAUCGUCUGGAGUGGUGGAAGGAAGGCGAGCAUGACAGGGCUCAGAAACAGACAUUUUCUCAAGCUACAACAAGCUAUGAGAUCAGCGGUCUGCAGCCAAGCACUGAUUACAUCGUAACCCUGUACACACUCUAUGAUGGGCGAGAGGAGGCCACACACAUCUCCACUGAGUCCAGCUGGCAUGAACAUCUUAUACACAGCGUUGAAUCUACAGUGAGUCUACCUGUGGGUAGAGUCUCCAAUCUGCAGGUGCUGGAGUCAUUUGGCAACAUUGUACGGCUGGGGUGGACAGGGGUCGCUGGGGCAACCCAGUACAAUAUCCUCAUCCUCAAUACUGAAUCCGGGAUUGAUGUGAACAGGGUUGUUACUGGAAACCAGACAACCAUUGACCUAAGUGACUUGAUAGGCGGUGUGUCUUACUCUGUAAGUGUGACUGCUUUGGUGAACAACAAGCAGGGAGACCCAGCCACUAUCUACAUCAAAGCAGCACAAAUUCCGAGCAAGGUGACAAACUUGCGUGUAGUGACCGCCAACAGCCGGCGAAUCAGAAUUUCUUGGAUAGGGGUCAGCGAUGCGACAGGAUAUAGAAUCACUUGGAGACAAGGAAACACUGCUGAGCAGAUGCGCAUGCUUGGUGCAGACAUCAAUAGCUACAUCAUAGAAGGGCUGCAGCCUGACGAGCCAGUCGUGGUGGGUGUGGCUGCUGUGAGCGGUAGCCGACUUGGUGAUGUGGUGACCAUCUCCACCAGAACUGGUGGCUACACAGGAGCCAUCAAAGACUUACGGAUCAUUGACAUCAGUUCCAAGCGCAUUCGAAUAUCUUGGGAACCAGUAGCCAGAGCAACAGGCUACAAAAUCAGCUGGCAGCGUAGAGAUGGUGUGGAGGACUCUCAGAUCAUCCCUGCUGAUGUCACAUCCUACACCAUUGACAGGCUGCAGCAGGAUUCCUCUUACAGAGUGUUUGUCUCUGCGCUGGCUGGCUCUCGCCAGGGACCUGCUGCCACUCUGAAUGCCAAGACAGUCUCAGUGUCAGAGGAGGUGGUGGUUGGACCUGUCACUCAUUUGCAGCAUGAGCCUCGAGGGGAGGUAGUCAGGAUCAGUUGGGUGGGAGUUCAGGGCGCAACAGCAUACAGGGUGCUGUGGAAGAGAACCGAUGGUGGACAGGAGCAGGUGCAGCUAGUAGGUGGUAAUGUGACAUGGGUGGAUCUGAGGCAGCUAGAUGUCGGAGCUCAGUAUGAUGUUCAAGUCAUGGCCCUGGUCCAGAACCGAGAGGGGCCUCCAGUGUCUGUCAGAGUCACCACAGCACCAGCGCCAAUACCAGAAGUACAAGAGGUGCGUGUAGUCGAGUCAGCCCCAGGUUCUCUGCGUAUUGUUUGGAGAGCAGUGAGAGGUGUCGAUGGAUACAGAAUCUACUGGAGGUCCUCACAAGGUGAGCCUGAAUCAAGUCGUCUGAUCGAUGGACAUGCAAGCACUUUCACCCUGGACGGCCUCCGUCCUGGCUUGAUUUACACCAUACGUCUGGUUUCUCUGAUGAGAGGCCGAGAAGGACAACCUGUCACUCUCACACAGGCCACCGGAUCACUGCAACCUGUGACCGAUCUCAGGGUGGCAGACAUUACCCAGAGUUCUGUGCUUCUGGGUUGGAUCCCUGUCUCAGGAGCCACAGGAUACAUAUUGCGCUGGAAGGAAGAGAGAGACCCAGGCUCCACCCAGUCGCUGACUCUUCCUGACACCACCAGUUCUUUCCGUGUGACGGGUCUGAGGCUGGGCCGGCGCUACCACUUCACUCUGCAGCCCGUCUUUGACAGUGAGGCAGGGCCAGAGACUGCGGCGGAGGAGCGCACAGUGUGUGUGGACGGUCGUUUGGAUGUGGUGUUCUUGAUUCCUGCCUCACGUGAUCGUGUUGCACUGGAGGAGCCUGUGCUAGCUCUGCUCGCCAGCGCUGCAGGAUCCCUCACCGCUAUUGGGGCCAGGGACUCCCAGAUGGGGGUAGUGGUCUACAGUGCAGAACCCAGAGUGCACUUCCUCCUCAAUCGGCAUAGCAACAGCGAAACUCUUUUGCGGGAGAUUUUGUCCACCCCAUUUUCUGACAGAUCCGGAAACAAUAUAGGUCAGGCACUGUCGUUCACUCGACAGUUUUUGCUGAGUGUGAGUGCAGGUCGAAGGCCUCAUGUGCCAGGAGCCGUCGUCAUCAUCGCCGAUGAGAAAUCAGCUGAUGACCUCAGCCGACCUGCUGCUGCACUUAGGAAUGCGGGUGUGACGGUGCUGGCCGUGGGGAUGGGCCAAGCCAACCUGGAGGAGCUGCGUCAGGCUGUCACAGAUGGCAGCACCCAGAACCUGCUGGACAGCCGCGGUGCAGCAGAUCUCUACAGUCUGCACCCAGAGCUGGCAGACCUGCUCUGUGGCAUUGCCAGAGGGACUGGCGCCCAGGGUCCUGGCCCAGAGCAAUGCACUGUCCAGUGUCCACAAGGCAAAAAGGGAGAACCAGGGCAAAAGGGUGAAAGAGGAAGAGAUGGGGUUCCUGGAAGGAAGGGAGAGCCUGGUCGUGAUGGCACUCCUGGUCAUGGGGGCCCAAGAGGGCCUGAGGGACCUCCUGGUCCUCCAGGAAGAAGUGUGAUACCAACAGUUGGAGUAAGAGGAGAAAAAGGAGAAAGGGGUUUUGCAGGGGUGGAUGGUAGUCCAGGAGUUCCUGGACGUCCAGGCUCCCCUGGUGCAGUUGGACCUCCUGGCCCUCAGGGAUUACCUGGGAUCAGGGGAGACCCAGGAGAGCAUGGUGUUGCAGGAUCUCCUGGAGGAAAAGGAGAGAAAGGUGAUAGGGGUGAGCCUGGAUCUGCUACUGGAGGAGGCUUGCCAGGACGCAAAGGAGAACCAGGAAUACCUGGGAUACCGGGCAGUCCAGGGAGGUCUGGCACGGAAGGGGUAAAGGGAGAGGCGGGAGCACUGGGCCUGCCAGGGAAAGAUGGCCGCCCUGGUAUACCAGGCACACCUGGACUAUAUAUAAAGGGGGAGAAGGGGGAUAAAGGAAGCCCUGGAGAAAGGGGCCUUCCGGGAGUGGGCAGUGGGGUAGCAGGGAAAGGAGAUAAAGGUGAACCAGGCAUUCCAGGGCCAGCAGGGCCCCAGGGCCUUAGGGGACUGACUGGACAAAAAGGAGCCAAGGGAGAACUGGGUGAAAGCACAGAAGGCAGUCCAGGACCCCCAGGAAGGCCAGGAGAGCCGGGUGAUCGGGGUCCUCGUGGUCCUCCAGGUGAAAUUGGAAGCAAGGGUGACCGUGGUCAGGCAGGUGAACCUGGAUUACAGGGGGACAGGGGUGAAAGAGGACCACCUGGUCCAGCAGGCGAGAAAGGUGAAACAGGUAAACCAGGACACUCUGGACCUUCAGGACCCAGGGGUUUUCAAGGUGCUAGUGGUCUUCCAGGGGAGAAGGGAGCAGAUGGUGCUAAGGGGGAACCAGGCAGCAGUGGUGCAGCGUUGCCUGGGAGAAAAGGAGAGCAGGGUCAGAAAGGUGACUUGGGUCCUGAGGGUCCUGCAGGUGAAAAGGGAGAGCCAGGGCAGAAAGGGGAGAGGGGUCCUCCUGGAGCUGGAACACCUGGACCACCUGGACCUAAAGGAGAGCAGGGCGAUCGGGGUGUUCCUGGCCUAGCUGGGAGAUCUGGCACAAAGGGCGCCCCGGGUGAACUAGGAGAGAGAGGCGAUGCAGGCAGUCCUGGCCCACAAGGACCAAUGGGCCCUAGAGGCAAAGAUAGGCAUGGAGGGGCAGAAUGGAGACAAAGGAGAAGAUGGCAUCCCAGGGGAGCGUGGACUGCCUGGUAAAUCAGGAGAAAGAGGAGUGAGGGGUAUUCCAGGACAGCCAGGUCAGCCAGGGGCGAAGGGAGACAUGGGUGACCCUGG
Messenger RNA from Electrophorus electricus (electric eel), 5774 nucleotides. Lineage: Eukaryota; Metazoa; Chordata; Actinopteri; Gymnotiformes; Gymnotidae. The record is from RefSeq and is a predicted model, not a curated record.